GAUAGACCUCGCCCUUCGCUCCCAUGGCUUCCGGCUUCUUCCCCUCGCCGUCGCGUCACCCGUGAGCCUCUUCUAAAAACCCUAGGCGUUGAGACCGAUGGCGACGGCGGCGGCCACCGCCGCGGCGGCGGCGCCCGCAUUCGCGCUCAAACCUUCCCUGUCGCGCCGCGUCUUCGUCACGCUCCCUCGCCGCGCCGGCCGGCCCGUCCCCCAUUCGCUGCGGUUGGUCGCGUCGGCCUUGAGGCGGCCCCGCUACGCGGUCGUGGUUGCGGCGGCUGCGGCAGGAGGCGCGGAGUUUGGGGACGAAGAGAACCCGUACGAGCUUCUGGGCAUCAGGCCGCUCGAUAGCUUCGACCACAUGAAGAUGGCCUACAAGAAGAAGCGCAAGGACGCCGAGGAGACUGGGGAGGAGGAAUUUCUGGCCAAGUUGGACAGGGCCUAUGACACAGUCAUGAUGCAGCAGCUGGAGUAUCGGAAGAAGGGAGUCACAUACGGGUCGGUUCAGGUGUCCAAGGAUAUCAAGUAUGCUGACAAUCAACCAAUUGUGCCUUGGGGACCAAGAUUCUCCAGAUCAACAGUGAAGGACAUGCGCAUAAAUAUGGCAAUAUCAGCAGCAUUUGUUGUUUGGAUAGCUAUAAUGGGCAUUGCAGACUGGAAGCCUUUGCAGUUCCUAUGUUUUGCUUUCUUCUACAGAAUACUACAGAAGCUAAGAGCUACUGAACCACCAAUUACUCCAAUAUACAAUGAAUAUGGUGAGGUCGAAGGACGGGGGAUACGAAUGGCGAAAAGAGUAGUCCGCGCUUUGGGCUUGAUAUUUGGAUGUAUAUUCACUGCAUCGCUGGGUUAUACAGCAGCUAUUAACUUGAUUGAGCUUUCAUGGCAGCAUACUCCACGUAUUGUUUAUUACUACCAGGAGCUGAUUGUUACAGCAGCUGCAUCCGUUCUUCUGUACAUCACAGCUUCAUACUACCGAUAAAUAUGAAGAGAUAUUGUGUCCAAGAUUAGACGAUUCCGAGAUGUUUGGACAUGAUGAGUUUCAGUUGUAGGCCAACUUGUGGACUGGUGGUGCCUUGUGCAUCGAGCGAAACCCAAGAAUCCACAAAUUUUGUAGCAUACUUCACCUGUUCACCAGCACCAGUUAUCUAUUGAGGCAGAGAGUUUUAGUGCAGGUUUUGUGUGAGCAAUUAUGGAUUCACUGGCACAAUGCUGAUGGCUGAUGAAAACAUUUUGCGUGCAUGUUUCAACAGCAGUGUAAUUUAUGAAAUUUUUAUUAGAUCUGCUUAGGCUUGAUGAUACUUACGAUGUGCUUCUAUUUGAUCAAUGAAAGUAGUUUCGUUGUCUUGAGCUGCC
This is a messenger RNA of Panicum hallii, 1350 nucleotides long. RefSeq lists its product as uncharacterized. Bases 98 to 976 code for a protein of 292 amino acids. The transcript has 10 exons. Gene Ontology annotation, cellular component: chloroplast membrane. The record is from RefSeq and is a predicted model, not a curated record. Lineage: Eukaryota; Viridiplantae; Streptophyta; Magnoliopsida; Poales; Poaceae.